GUUCAGGAUGGGGGCCACAUCUGUCUGGGUCUCAGGCCUCCUGAUGCUGCAGAUGCUGCUGUUUGUGACCGGGAAUCAGGAGCCUUCUCCUGCUGGCCCUCUGGCUUGAUCUGAAGAAUAAAACAAGAAUAGAUGAAAAAAGGUCUUUGAACAGUCAAAAGAGAACAAGUUACCUGAGAGGCUAUUUUUAGUCAUUACCAGCAGAAGCUGGAGGUUCCCGCCUCUCACCGUUUUGCUGAAAUGAACUGAAAAGAGAGAAAGAACAGCAUUGCGAAUCGUGCAGAGAUUGAUUGGUGAUGUCUGCCAUAAGAGGGCCAUGGAGAUAAAGGCACACAGGAGGCCACCGCUGCUGCCGUUGAGAAAGGGCUCCACAUGCAGAAGGUGGGGUCUGGGUCGGUGCGGGCUGUGCUGGCAGAGCUGGUGGCCCUGCCCUGUCUCUUUACCCUGCAGCCACGGCCCGGUGCAGCCCGAGACAUCCCUCGGAUCAAGUGGACCAAGGUGCGGACGGCAUCGGGCCAGCGACAGGACUUGCCCAUCUUGGUGGCCAAGGACAACGUGGUGCGAGUGGCCAAGGGAUGGCAGGGCCGAGUGUCACUGCCCUCCUAUCCCCGGCGCCGAGCCAAUGCCACGCUGCUCCUGGGGCCACUGAGGGCCAGCGACUCCGGGCUCUACCGCUGCCAGGUGGUGAGGGGCAUCGAGGAUGAGCAGGACCUGGUGCCCCUGGAGGUGACGGGUGUUGUGUUCCACUACCGGGCAGCCCAGGAUCGUUAUGCGCUGACCUUCGCUGCAGCCCAGGAGGCCUGCCGUCUCAGCUCGGCCACCAUUGCAGCCCCUCGGCACCUGCAGGCUGCCUUCGAAGAUGGCUUUGACAACUGUGAUGCUGGCUGGCUCUCUGACCGCACUGUUCGGUAUCCCAUCACCCAGUCCCGUCCCGGUUGCUAUGGGGACCGUAGCAGCCUUCCAGGAGUUAGGAGUUACGGGAGGCGAGACCCACAGGAACUCUAUGAUGUGUACUGCUUCGCCCGGGAGCUGGGAGGCGAGGUCUUCUACGUGGGCCCCGCCCGCCGCCUGACGCUGGCCGGCGCGCGCGCCCAGUGCCGUCGCCAGGGCGCAGCGCUGGCUUCGGUGGGACAGCUGCACCUGGCCUGGCACGAGGGUCUGGACCAGUGCGACCCAGGCUGGCUGGCCGACGGCAGCGUGCGCUACCCCAUCCAGACGCCGCGACGGCGCUGCGGGGGACCCACCCCCGGCGUGCGCACCGUCUACCGCUUCGCCAAUCGCACCGGCUUCCCGGCGCCGGCUGCGCGCUUUGACGCCUACUGUUUCCGAGCUCAUCAUCCCACUCCACAACAUGGAGACCCAGAGACCCCCUCAUCUGGGGAUGAGGGGGAGAUUCUGUCAGCAGAGGGGCCUCCAGCCGGAGAGCUGGAGCCCAAACUGGGGGAGGAAGAGGAGGGGGUCCCUCCUGACUUUCAAGAGCCUCUGGUGUCCAGUGGGGAAGAAGAAGAGCCCCUAUUCUUGGCAGAGAAUCAGAAGUCUCAAGAGACCCCCAGCUCCACCCCGGGUGACUCGGCACUGGCCUCAUGGCCCACCGAGGCAGUGUGGCCAAGCACUGUGGCUCCCAGCCCCAGCAGAAUGGGGGCAGCCACUGCAGAGGCUUUCCACACGGAGGUGGCCUCGACAGUCCCCACACCCAAGAGGAGAGGGCGUUUCAAAGGGCUGAAUGGACGCCACUUCCAGCAGCAGGAACCAGAGCGAGGGCUGGAGGGGGAGCUCAAGGACGGUGCCCAGCCCUUCACCCCAGCUGGGAAUCAUGUGGAGCCACCUUUGGUCACAGAAGCCUCGGGAAGUGGCCAGAGCCAGACUCCUUGGGCCAUUCUGACCAACGAGGUGGACAUGCCUGGAGCAGGUUCCUUUGGUGGCAGGAGCCCCCCAGAGCCCUGGUUGUGGCCCCCAACUGUGAUCCAACCCAGCAUCCCAGGCCCCAGCGGGACCCCUGACCUGAAGCGAGAGGGAGCCAAGGCCCCCAGCAUGAAGCCAGCCACCUCCGCCCUGUCAUGGUCUCCCUCGGAGCCCACUGUCCCAACCUCCAGCCCCUCAGAAGGCUCCCCCGCGGCCCAUUGGGAGGCAUCCCCCACAGCCACCUCCCCAGACCUCCCUGUCAUGGCCAUGCUGCGUGCCCCCAACCUGUGGCUCGUGUCACACUCUACUCCUGUGUCCUCUGAAGCCACUGAGGUCAAGCGCCAUGGUGAGGCCAUGACCACUGCCCCACCCUCUGCAGCCUCAGAGACCAAAGUGUAUUCCCUGCCCCCCUCUUUGAGCCCAACAGGUCAGGGUGGAGAGGCCACAGCCAUGACGCUCAGCGGCCACGGAGAAGGAAGUCCCAUUGCCCCCUCGACGGCAGCUGUGGUCACACAAGCUGGAGCCAGCCCUGAGUCCCCCGGGACAGACUUUGGAGACAUGGAAGCGAUCAGCCUCCCUGAGCUCAGCCAAGCUGAGUACCCCGGGUCCAGCCCCUGGGCAUCUGUGGACAGGAAUGUGACGGUGGAUUUCGUCACCGAGACGGCCGGUGAGCCCACAGAUGUCAGAGGUAUCUCAGGAUCUGAAGCUGGGGUCUUCAUCAACACUGCAGAAAGCCCCACGUCCAGCUUGCACACCUCCGGUCAUGAGGUGCUGGGCUCCUGGCCCUCUCCGCCGGACACCAGCUCCCCAUCCGCACCUUCAGCGGGCCGUGGCAUCUUCUCCGUGUCUGAAGUCAUCCCUGGUUUGGAGCCUUGGGCAGCUGCAAGUGGAAGAGCCACUGGAGGUCCCCGAGAUUCCACAGUCACGCGGGCCCCCAGUGGAGGAAUUUGGGAGUCUGGAUCCCACGUGGUUGAAGGAGCUGAAAGCCCCACCUUGAGCCCUUUGGUGGCCGUGGAUACCAGCACAGCAACGUCCCUUACAUCCCCGGACCAGGGAGCCAAGGCUGGGGUCCUGGAUAUGUCCACACUGUCCUCCUCAAGUUCCCAGCCCUCCCCAGAGCCAGAGGACCAGAUGGUGGACCAGGGAAUGGUGGGGACUUCAGCUCCUCCGCCUCAGGGCAGUCCCCUCAGAGAGCCAGCCCUUCCCCCGGGGACAACCACUGUGGCCGGCCUGGAAGAAGCUGCUUCUGUUGCCUCGGGGGAACCUGCCUCGCCGUGGGACUCCCUGAGCACCCUGCUGCCCAUCUCCCUGGGCACAGAGGAGGCUGAUCUGCAGAUCCUGGCGGGGAGCCCAGGUGUGGAGGGUUUCUGGGAGGAAGCAGCAAGCGGAGAAGAGCCAGCCCUGCCAGGGACCCCUGCAAGUGGGAGUGCUGAGGGGGAUCCAUGUGAAAACAACCCUUGCCUGCAUGGGGGGACGUGUAACGCCAACGGCACCAUGUAUGGCUGUAGCUGUGACCAGGGAUUCGCCGGGGAGAACUGUGAGAUUGACAUUGAUGACUGCAUCUGCAGCCCCUGUGAGAAUGGAGGCACCUGUAUCGAUGAGGUCAAUGGUUUUGUCUGCCUUUGCCUCCCCAGCUAUGGGGGCAGCCUCUGCGAGAAAGAUACAGAAGGCUGUGACCGUGGAUGGCACAAGUUCCAGGGCCACUGCUACCGCUAUUUUGCCCAUCGGCGGGCAUGGGAGGAUGCAGAGAGGGACUGCCGCCGGCGGGCUGGCCACUUGACCAGCGUCCACUCAGCUGAGGAGCACAGUUUCAUUAACAGCUUUGGGCAUGAAAACACGUGGAUCGGCCUGAACGACCGGAUCGUGGAACGGGAUUUCCAGUGGACCGACAACACGGGGCUGCAAUAUGAGAACUGGCGUGAGAAUCAGCCCGACAACUUCUUCGCGGGUGGCGAGGACUGUGUGGUGAUGGUGGCGCAUGAGAGUGGUCGCUGGAAUGACGUUCCCUGCAACUAUAACCUCCCUUAUGUCUGCAAGAAAGGCACAGUGCUGUGCGGUCCCCCUCCAGCAGUGGAAAAUGCCUCGCUUGUGGGUGCCCGCAAGGCCAAGUACAAUGUCCAUGCCAUUGUACGCUAUCAGUGUGAUGAAGGAUUUGCCCAGCACCAUGUGGCUACCAUCCGGUGUCGGAGCAAUGGCAAGUGGGACCGGCCCCAGAUUGUCUGCACCAAACCCAGACGGUCACAUCGGAUGCGGAGGCACCAUCACCACCACCAGCAUCACCACCAGCAUCACCACCACAAAUCACGCAAGGAGCGCAGAAAACACAAGAAACACCCAGCAGAGGACUGGGAAAAGGAUGAAGGGAAUUUCUGCUGAAGAACCAGGCAAAAGAAAGCACAGCCCCCUUUCCCACACCUGCUCUGGAGCUUCACCUGGGGAGACAGAGCCCAGAGAGAAACAAGAGGGUCUGGAAGUCCCUGAGCCCCAAGCCACACCCCCCACACAUUAUCCUUUGUAAAAAGCUCCUCUCUCCUCUUUCGUACAUACACAAGGUCCUCUUGGCAGGUGUAGCCAUGUGUCUGAAGAGUCCAUUUUUGUCAGACUGAAAUCUGGGAGCAUCUCCCAGCUGAGGGAAGUGUAAUCGGCAAAGAUCAUUCUUUGCCUUGGUUCAGUCUUUUGUUUGUUGGGCUGAUUGCCAGUUGUUGAAAUAAGGCUUUGAUGAGAGUGCAAGAAUGUAUGUUUGGAUUCGAG
This is a messenger RNA of Ictidomys tridecemlineatus (thirteen-lined ground squirrel), 4653 nucleotides long. It is a transcript of the gene Ncan, whose product is annotated as neurocan. Gene Ontology annotation, cellular component: synapse; perineuronal net. Gene Ontology annotation, biological process: glial cell differentiation; cell adhesion; skeletal system development. NCBI's taxonomy places the organism in Eukaryota, Metazoa, Chordata, Mammalia, Rodentia, Sciuridae. Gene Ontology annotation, molecular function: calcium ion binding; hyaluronic acid binding. The record is from RefSeq and is a predicted model, not a curated record.